UGCAAAGACUGGACAGCGCAUUUAACAUUCCUCCUGUUCCUCCUCUUUCCCUCCUCAUCUGAAUCACUCGAUUCGUAUAAUACAUUAAUACAUAAAGCCAUAUCACAUCAUGGCACGAUUUGAUCUUAAUAACCUACCCGAACAUGAGGAGGAUAUCGAUUUCUCUGAUAUUGAGGAAAGAUUCCAGCUCUCAUUCGAAGAGGGCUUCAACAACGUCGUCGUUGUUGACAACAUCCCACUCGUCGAUGAGACAAAAGAGGAGAAGCUGAUUCAGUUUUUGCGCAAGAUCUUUAAGAAUGUUGGCGAGAUCAGAGAUAAUCACUUUGUCAUGCCUAAGGCUGUCAAUGAAAAGGGCAAGCUUAUGAGCAAGGGAUUCAUGUUUAUUGAGUUCGAGACUGACGAACAGGCUUCUCUUGCUGUCAAAUUAAUCGACGGAUUCAAGAUGGACAAAUCCCACACUCUUGCUGUCAACCGCUUUACUGAUGUUGAAAAAUACACGAAUGUUGAGGAAGAGUUUGUGCCUCCACCAGAAGAAGAGUUUGUUGAGAAGGAGCACCUCAAGUCCUGGUUGGCAGAUCCACUUGGACGUGAUCAGAUGGUCAUUUACCGCCACAAUGAUGUUCAGGUUCUUUGGAACAUGCAAAAGGAGCAGCCCCAGGUCGCUCACAGUAAAUCGAAUUGGACCGAGACCUAUGUCCAAUGGUCCCCACUUGGAUCCUAUCUCACUACUCUCCAUGCCCCUGGUGUUGCUCUUUGGGGAGGCGAGUCCUGGAAGAAGAUUAUUCGCUUCAAUCAUCCUGGUGUUAAGCUUAUUGAUUAUUCCCCUAAUGAACGCUACCUUGUUACCUGGAGCAACGAGCCCAUUGUUGUGCCUGAGGAAAACUAUGAUGGUCCAUUCGGCCCUGAAGAUGAGGGUAACCAGAUUGUAAUUUGGGAUGUCAAGUCUGGCGCACUCCUCCGUUCCUUCCCCUCCAUUGGACCUCAGGGUCCCAACAGCCGCCCUGCUGUCUCAUGGCCUGUCUUUAAGUGGUCGCCCAGCGAGCGUUACUUUGCCCGCAUCACUCCUGGGUCCCAGAUCUCUGUCUAUGAAGCCCCUAGCAUGGGUCUUUUGAACAAGAAGAGUAUCAAGGUUGAUGGCGUUGUCGAUUUUGAAUGGGCUCCUUCUGCUGGAGCUGACAAGUCUGGUAAGCUUAGGGAUGACAUGCUCGCUUACUGGACUCCCGAAGUUGAUAACCAGCCUGCUCGUGUCACACUUUUGAACAUCCCCAGUCAGGAAAUUGUGCGCACCAAGAACUUGUUCAACGUCACGGACUGUAAGCUUCAUUGGCAGAAUCAGGGUGAUUUCCUUUGUGUCAAAGUUGAUCGCCAUACCAAGAAUAAGAAGGUCACCUUCUCUAACUUGGAGAUUUUCCGAGUUCGUGAGAAGGACAUUCCAGUUGAAGUUGUUGAGGUGAAGGAAUCCAUCUUGGCCUUCGCCUGGGAGCCAAAGGGAGAGCGCUUCGCCAUCAUCACUACCAGUGAUCCUAACUUUACGUCCGCUACCCCUGGAUCUACCACACUGAAGACCUCGGCCAGCUUCUACUAUUUGGACAAGGGUAAGGGCAAGGACACACUUCAGUCAUUCAAGGUUAUCAAGACUUUGACUGGCAAGUCAUGCAACACUAUCUUUUGGUCACCUAAGGGCCGUAAUGUUGUUUUGGCAACCCUCCGCUCGCAGACUGUGUGGGACCUCGAGUUUUAUGAUCUUGAUUUUGAACCUCUGGAGUCUGCUGCUGCCAAGGUGCCUACUGGAGGUGAAAAGGACCCUGCUGCAUACUUGCAGCUUCUGGCUUCGGGUGAGCAUUAUGGUGUGACAGAUAUUGAGUGGGAUCCUUCGGGUCGUUUUGUUGCUACGAGUGCCUCGGUUUGGAGACACACGAUGGAGAACGGAUAUCAGCUCUGGGACUUCAAGGGUCAAUUGUUGUUUAAAGAGACGCUCGAGAAGUUUAAACAGCUCUUGUGGCGCCCUAGGCCCAAGACUUUGUUGUCGAAGGAGCAGAUCAAGAACAUUCGCAAGAAUUUGCGUGAAUACAGUGCACGCUUCGAUGAACAAGACAUGGAGUCAUCGUCUCAGGUAUCAAGUGCUGAACGUCAGCGUCGCCGCCGACUGAUAGAGGAGUGGGCUAACUGGCGCAAGCACGUUGAGGCAGAGCUCUCACAAGAGCAAUCAGCAGCAGGUCAACAGGCAUCUGCUGUCAAUGCUGAAGAUGAAGAAGCUGAGGAAGUGGAUGAGUGGAUCGAGACAGUUAUUGAUGAGAAAGAGGAAAUUGUUGCCUAAACAAAAGGACCAAGAUUGGGCAUCUGAAGAAGAAAAAUGAAUAUCAUCGAAUAGUAAUUAAAGUAACAAAG
Messenger RNA from Lobosporangium transversale, 2388 nucleotides. RefSeq lists its product as hypothetical. NCBI's taxonomy places the organism in Eukaryota, Fungi, Mortierellomycota, Mortierellomycetes, Mortierellales, Mortierellaceae. Bases 110 to 2317 code for a protein of 735 amino acids. The record is from RefSeq and is a predicted model, not a curated record. The transcript has 3 exons. Gene Ontology annotation, biological process: translational initiation. Gene Ontology annotation, molecular function: RNA binding; translation initiation factor binding; translation initiation factor activity. Gene Ontology annotation, cellular component: eukaryotic translation initiation factor 3 complex.